GCGGAAGUUUACAGUUGGAUUCCCCGACCCUCCUCCAUGUCAAAUAAUUGAAGAACACCUAUCCGAGACUGUGGCACCAUGUCUGAUCCGGAAUCCCCGGAUUCUAGUGAUCCGGCUCAGAGAAGCUCCCUGCGAGGUCCAGAGAUGGCGUCAGGGAAGCUGGAGGACUGCAGUCAAACACUGGAACUCAGUGUGGCUGUCAAAGAUGAUGACGGUAAUGACGAGGAGGAGGCUGAUGAAGAGGAUAGCGAUGAUGUAGACUCUGGGCAUAACGUUGUGAAAGUGGACAUGGAUGAGGAGGAAGGAGAAGCAGUGAAGUCGGGGCUUGCUAUUGUUAAAAGAGAUGCAGAGGAGGAGGGAGGUGGCGGGGAUGAGACCAACUCAGGAGGGGGCGCCAACUCGAACACAGACAGUUUAGAUGGGGAGAAUGAACAGAGUUCGAACGCUCAGAGUGCAGUGGAGAAGCCACACCCCUGCUCCCAGUGUGGCAAGACCUUCCUCACCGUGGGGAGCCUGAAGAGGCACACGCAGACCCACAGCGGAGAGAAACGCCAUCAGUGCUCCGUCUGCGGGAAAUGUUUCUCACGCUCAGACGACAUGAAGAGACACCUCACCAUCCACACAGGAGAGAGGGUGGGCCACGUCUGUCACCAGUGUGGGAAGACUUUCACCAGUGUGGGAGGGCUGAAGAAACACCAGAUGACCCACACAGGAGAGAAGCCGUUCCAGUGUUCAGAGUGUGGGAAAGGUUUCACUGCGCAGGGUAACCUCAAGAUCCACCAGCGCAUCCACACAGGGGAGAAACCGUACCAGUGCUCCCAGUGUCAGAAAAGCUUCUCUCGGCUGGCCCACUAUAAAGACCACCAGCAGACUCACCGGGAGGAGAAACCGUACCACUGCAAUGACUGUGGGAAAAGCUUCUCCUACUUCAAGUCACUCAAGUGCCACCAGAUGAUCCACAAAGGGGAGAACCUCCACCACUGCUCCGUAUGCGGUAAAGGGUUCGCCAUCCGCGGCAACCUGAAGACCCAUCUGCAGACACACACCAAGGAGAAACCACACCAAUGCUCAGAGUGCAGGAAACGGUUCUCCCGAGCCCACGACCUGAAGAAACACAAGCUGCUCCACACGGGGCAGAAGACCUACCACAUUUGCCAGUGUGGCAAGAGCUUCACGGAGCUGGGGAACCUGCGGACCCACCAGAGAACCCACACCGGAGAGAAACCAUUCUGCUGUUCCUUCUGUGGCCGAACCUUCUUGCGUGCUGGAGACCUGAAGAGCCACCAGCGGACACACACCGGAGAGAAACCAUUCAUCUGCGCCAUAUGUGGGACCAGUUUCGCCCAAUCUGGCAACCUGAAAGUGCAUCAGAUCACACACACUAAAGAGAGGCCGUACUCUUGUACUGUCUGUGAUAAGGGGUUCACCACACCGGGGAGUCUGAAGCUACACAUGAGGACACACACAGGGGAGCGGCCGUUCCUGUGUAGCGCGUGUGGGAAAGGGUUCACGGCGUCAGGGCAGCUGAAGAGGCACCAAGAGUGUCACAUGAGAGACACUGUCCAAUCAUCUCCUAGUGAAGACACGGGGGUGGUGGUGGCUUCAAAAUAAAAGUCCUCUCUAAGCGGACUACAAAAUAAGAGUACUGGAAACGUGCCAUUGUGUGUCUGAACUGUGAUCAUGAUGGGAGGUUUUACUGCUUCAUGAUGUCACUAUGGGCUCUGGUCAAAUGGGACACCAUUCACUGUGGGCUCUGGUCAAAUGAGACACCAUUCACUGUGGGCUCUGGUCAAAUGAGACACCAUU
Molecule: messenger RNA, 1806 nt
Organism: Salvelinus namaycush (lake trout)
Lineage: Eukaryota; Metazoa; Chordata; Actinopteri; Salmoniformes; Salmonidae
Product: zinc finger protein 883-like
Exons: 10
Coding region: 79-1611 (510 amino acids)
Biological process (GO): regulation of transcription by RNA polymerase II
Molecular function (GO): RNA polymerase II cis-regulatory region sequence-specific DNA binding; DNA-binding transcription factor activity, RNA polymerase II-specific
Source: RefSeq, a predicted model, not a curated record